AUGCAAGCUGUGUCUGCAGCGGUGCAGAUUUUGGUUUCCUUAAUUAUAGGCAAUAUCGCUGAAUGGGUAGGGUCCAUCAAAUGGGUUAUUGUGUUUCUUUAUUUCCUGUCCUUUGUGGGGAACUUCCUUUAUUCGUGUGGUGGUGCAAUUUCGUUGAACGCCAUACUUGGAGGACGUAUAAUUUGCGGUGCAGCCUCUGCUUCCGGCGCAUUAGUGUUCAGUUAUAUUACAGCUAUUACCCAAGACAGAGCCACGGUGUUCAAGCUUCUAGCAAUAUACAGAACAUCAGCUGGUAUCUUCAUGAGUGUGGCUCAAUUAAUCGUCAUACUUUUUGGGUUCUGUAACUUUGAUGUUAAAGGAUAUCGUAUUAACUCAUACAAUGCACCGACAUUCGCUUCGAGUUUCAUUAUUCUUGUGAUAUUAGUGCUCUUGAUUGUGAUUUUAGAAAACCCUAAGGUGAAAGAAACAAGACAACAUGGAUUCUCUGAAGCCAUAAGAAAAUUCUUUGGAGCUAAAACGCAAGUACUUAUUUCAUGCUUAAUCCUGUUAUGGAGCAUGUUUCUUUCGUCCUUUAUUAUGUGUGAAGUGAUCUACUUUAUGCCAAUAUUCUUAACACUUCAUCUCAACUGGGGGACCAAAAUUCAAGGUCUAGCAUUAAUGGUUGCAACUCUAUUGGGUACAGCUGGAAGUUACUUCGCACCAAAGCUGGUACAUUUACGGACAUUUUCCAGUAGUGCCAAAGAAACCACUGAAAUCGAGUCGGGUAUUACUGAAGCCGAACAAAUGGAGAAACAAAUCGAAACAGAUAAUAGAGAUCCUUUAUACGAAAAUCAAGUUCUUCUUUCACUCUUGGCAUUGCUCAUCUCAAUGGUCGGGCAAGCGUUCAUGAUCGGAGCUUCCGAAGCAUUGAAACAUGGGUCAAUGCCACCAACGAAUUCUGGCAUAUUUUUUGUUGCAGGGCUGUCGAUCACCAUGUUGGGAUAUAACAUCUUGGCGUCUGCGAUUCCAUCAAUAUUUUCCCUGUACAUAGAUUCAAACGUCAAGGUUCGAUUGAUGCCUUCAGUUGGAGCUAUUGCAGGCGUUGGAAAAUUAGUAGCACCCAUUAUAUUAGCCGCCCUAUAUAACACAAGGUUUGGACUUUCAAUUGGUGUUGGAUUUGGUAUGAUGCUGGUUACCCUUUCUUUACCACAAGUUAUUUGGCUUAAAAAAAAGGUGUUGAAUAGGUGA
Molecule: messenger RNA, 1227 nt
Organism: Komagataella phaffii GS115
Lineage: Eukaryota; Fungi; Ascomycota; Pichiomycetes; Pichiales; Pichiaceae
Product: Putative membrane protein of unknown function
Exons: 1
Coding region: 1-1227 (408 amino acids)
Source: RefSeq, a predicted model, not a curated record